GCUGAACUGGCUGUCCAUAAGAAGAAAAUUGAAGAAGUAGAGAAGUGGAUGAGAGCCCACACUGAUGCACCAAAGGCAGGUAUUUUGAUACUGACUGGACCGUCAGGCUGUGGGAAGACUGCUACAGUCCAGGCUCUGUCCCUGGAGAUGGGCGUCAGAGUCCAGGAAUGGACCAACCCGUCCAAUUUAGAACCAUACAGCAGCAGUCAGCAAG
This is a messenger RNA of Austrofundulus limnaeus, 214 nucleotides long. RefSeq names its product cell cycle checkpoint protein RAD17. Lineage: Eukaryota; Metazoa; Chordata; Actinopteri; Cyprinodontiformes; Rivulidae. The record is from RefSeq and is a predicted model, not a curated record. Gene Ontology annotation, molecular function: DNA clamp loader activity; chromatin binding. Gene Ontology annotation, biological process: mitotic DNA replication checkpoint signaling; DNA damage checkpoint signaling; DNA repair.